CCCGAAUUUGUGCAGAUUCCCUCGCUGUGCGGCCACUGGCCACCAGGAACACGGGUUGAGAGCUUUGCUCUGAAGCAGCCGCACAUUUCCUGGUGGGCUGAAGGCUCCACGUGAGAACCCCCCGCCCCUUCAUUCACGUCAGAAGCUUGAUCAGUGGGCCCUCCACGCUCGCUUCCUUUGUCGUCUGGGAGCAGCGCCACAAUGAACGAGGCACAGGAGCCCCUGGCCAUGACUGUGCACCUCCUCGCUAACUCUGGCCACGGCGCGCUUCUGCAGCGAACUCUCGACCAGCUCCUGGACUGCAUUUGCCCGGAGGUUCGUCUCUUUCUGGUGUCAGAGAGGGUCAGUCCAGUGAAAGACUACGACAAGUGUCAUUCCAAGAGGUCACGGUUCCCGGGGGUGUCUGUGUUGCUCUUCCUGCAGGAAAGCCUCGGAGAGGAGCGGCUAUUUCGAGUUCUGGACUCCCUGCAGCAUUGGCCGUGGCAGUGCUACCCCACCCGGAAUGCCCAGGGAAGACCGUGUCCCCACAUUCUUGCCAAUCAGGAGUUCUACAGUCUGGACAACCAGAUGCCGGUCUGGGGUGUGAGGCAGGUGCACUGCGGGACUGAGAUCCUGAGGGUGACGCUCUACUGCAGUUUUGAUAACUACGAGGACGCCAUCAGACUCUACGAGAUGAUCCUGCAGAGGGAAGCCACCUUGCAGAAGAGCAACUUCUGCUUCUUCGAGCUCUACGCCACCGAGAGCUUUGCUCUGCAGCUCUCCCUGAAGCAGCUGCCUCUGGGAAUGUCAGUGGACCCGAAAGAGUCUUCGGUGCUGCAGUUCAAGGUUCAAGAGAUCGGCCAGCUAGUGCCUCUUCUACCCCAUCCGUGUGUCCCCAUCAGCCGCACCAGGUGGCAAACACAGGACUAUGAUGGCAACAAGAUUCUGCUGCAGGUCCAAUUGAAUCCAGGACUUGGUGUUAGGAAUGGCGAGCUUUCCUUUCUGAAUGGCAUCUCGGGAGCUGACACACUUCCCCAGGGCUCCAGGCUGACCCCUGACUCGGCAAGAAGCACUCUAGAGCCGAGGAGCCGAAGGAGCCGGGGCAGGAGGGUCCAGGUGGGUUCUUUGGAGCGCCCUGAGCCCGGAGGGAGCACAGCAUCAGACAGCUCUAGUGGCACUUCGUGGAAAAGCCCUGGUUCCUCAUUCCAGGCCAGCAGCCCAGCCGCGGGCACCCCGCUGCAUCUGCCUUCUCUUCACCUUGAACCUGGGGCCAGAAUGAAGGUCCUCAGCCAGGAAAACAGCUCCGAGAAGCUGGAGGCAGAGACGAGUGUUGACACAGGGUUCACCAUGGUCAAUUCUGAACCCAGGCCAUCUUUUCUGAGCAGAUUUCCAAGGGAUCCGUGGAGCAGCCAGCCACCAUCCUGCUUGCCAGUCUCCUCCUUAGGGGCAGCUGCUUCCAAAAACAACAGAAGCUUUAAGGAAAGGGUUCAUCCUUUGUCACUUGCUGGCCAAAGGAAAUGUGGAGCAAGGACGAUAAUCUCAAAAUGUCCCCUUCAUCUGCCAGUCCAGGAUGGAGAAAAAGAAGAAGAAGAAUUCUUUAUAUAGCAUAAAACAAAUGUGGUUUUCUAAAACACAAGAUCAGCUACAAUGUUCUAGAAAUGGAGCACUGACUCAGAAUCAGCCUGUUUCUUAUCCAUCUGAGGGGGGCUGAAGGCUAGCCAUGCACGGAUCUGUAUUGCUUUUAUUUCAAAUGUUCAAAAUCUAAUGGUGCCGUGGUUGUUUAUUUGCUGUCGUGGUCAUAAGGGAACACAGCCAAUGCACUGGGGAAAAGCCCAGCGCCUCGUGUCCUUGGAGACACACGAACCCAGCUGGAUGUGUUGAAUUGAGCAACUAUCAGGAUAAUUGCAUUGUAUGCAAAUGAGUUGGAUAUGCCACGCAAUGCUGAUUAGUGUAUGUAAUUUGGUUUUAAUUUUUACUUGGGUUGCAUAGCUCAUUCCCCUGGACAGCAUGGACUAUUUAUUCUUCAGCGUUUUUUAAUUUUUAUGUGACCUCCUUUGGUAACGAGGCCCCGUUCACCACAUGCUCUCUAGUGAUUUUGCCUGUAAAGCUGUUUGCCUCUGGAAUGAGUUAACAUGCAAAGUGUUUUGAAAAUUACAAACAAUUUAUUUUUUUCUUGUUUAAUGAGCAGAAACACUGGAAGCCAAAAAAUUAGGUUAAAAAUGAAAGCUGGGCUCUAGGGGUUUCCUGCUCCGUUUCUCAUUUGUUUCUGCAUUGCUCCAAUGGGGCCAGUGGUUCACGUUAUUAACCAAAGAGGAAUGUGAUCUGAUUGGAAGGUUCGCGAUCUCCACUGAGCGUGGCAGGGAGAUUGCAUUGGUCAGGUCACUGGAGCAGGACUUGGGUUCUUCUGGCCAUGUCCAAAUUCCUAAAUUCCUUUGCAAUACUCAUUCAUUCAUUUACAUAUUUAUUUAAUAAGCAUUGAUUGAGCACCUAAGUUUGAAUAAGACAUUGAUAUAUGGCACACGUAUAUUCUAUGGCCAUCAAACCCGAAAAGUGUUUAUGGUUUCACCAGUACGAUAAAUCCAUUCUAUCAACUCUUAAGAAUAACUCCAAACAUAUUCCUCUGCGAGCUUUUUCCACAGCUGAUUCCCACACCUGGUGCACAAGGCUGCAGUAAGCAUUUAUAACCCGCAGAUGGAGUCUGAGCAUAUUAUAAAUUACAAUUAUAAUCCUAAUGGACUAAUUCUCAAUUGCUCAUAUUUUCAGAAGCAUAUUUUGGUUGGGUCUAUACACACAUUACAAAAAAUCUGAGGUCUGUGUGUUUCAGUUAAUUGAUAAUGUUAUUCGACUCCAUGAACUUCAUUUUCCAGGACAGAUGUUACAUAGACUAUAAAUGCUGAUUUAGCUGGAUCUUUUGGAGACCCUGAUACUUAGUACACCCAAUCGGAGAGAAGGAUGAGUUCAGGCCUACGGUCGAAUCUUAUGGCAACUGGACUGGGUGAGCUGGGGUGCACGGGCCGGCUAGAAGAACAGAAAUGGAGGAGAGUGGCAAUGGACAAAGAGAAGACUUCUAAAUUGAUUUUUUUUCUUUUGUCCUUACAACAUCAAUAUAUUCUCAUUUUCUUUCUCUUCCUUCAAUUAAAGUUAGAUCUUAGAAAGUGGAAUAAAGAACUUAAUUUUGGUAUGGUUUUCUAUAAUAAGAGUUAAAAAAAUGAAAGUCUUAUUGAAGUUGAACUGUUGAGCUGCCUUGAAAUGCAAAGCAGGGGAAGUUCUGAAAUUUCUUUCCCACUUUUCUUGAGGUUACCGAAAUUUCUUUAACAUAAUCCAUGGGUAAGAAUAUAAGUACAUGGAAAUUAUGAAGAAUAUUGAGAAAUUUGAAUGAGUACCUUACAAAAUUGACUUGUAAAAUAAUGCACUCUUAAAUGUCACCUACUCUAUCCUCCUUCUCAACACGAGAAUCUGAUUUACAACUUGAUGGAUGGAAAUUCUGAUGGGCAAGGUGGGGGAGGCCCAGAUUUUGGUUUCAGCUUUUAAUUUUACUAUUUAUGUGACCUUGAACUGUCAGCUUCUUUGAUCCUCUGUUGCCUUAACUACAUAACAAAAGGUUGUUAGGAGAAUCGAGAUUAUGCAUAGGAAAGCAUUUGGAUGUUGUUAAGCACUAUAAAUAUGUAAAAUAUUAUUAUUA
Ceratotherium simum simum (southern white rhinoceros) is the source of this 3661-nucleotide messenger RNA. Lineage: Eukaryota; Metazoa; Chordata; Mammalia; Perissodactyla; Rhinocerotidae. The record is from RefSeq and is a predicted model, not a curated record.